GGUUUAAAAUUUAAGUCACUUUUGGAUCACCAUACAUUUGUCCCAUCAUUAGGCCUAAACGGCGGAGCUCUCCAUUAAAAUUCAGUGCAUUGAGAAGUGGAGUGUUAGUUACGUACUGAAAUAUUCUGGAGACUAAUGGAAAAUGUGAAAUAACAUGACGCCAGUACAACUGUAUCGAUUUCUGCUGAGAAACAUUCGGAAACUUCCGAAGGAGAGCCAGGGUCAUUACAAACACUACGUGCGACAGAACUUUAACAGCCACUCUGAUGAGACGGACCCAGUCAGGAUUCAUCAGAUAAUUGAUAAAGCACAAGAAGAUAUGGCGUGGCUCCUAGAAAAAGAAUUAAAACGUUUCCUUUUCAGUACAAAGCGAAGUAGACGUUCGAAGAAAAGAAUGCCCUCAAUGUUGGACUGCAAGAUGUUCAGUAUCUUGAAUGAAUAUAAAAGUAUUGCAGUCUUUUGAUUGAUUUACUUGUGAAAUUCAUACUUUGUUCUCUUAUGUUAUUGAUUAAAUGCUCUUUAUCCAG
Ostrea edulis (European flat oyster) is the source of this 527-nucleotide messenger RNA. Its product is annotated as LYR motif-containing protein 9-like. Bases 155 to 463 code for a protein of 102 amino acids. The transcript is spliced from 3 exons. The record is from RefSeq and is a predicted model, not a curated record. Lineage: Eukaryota; Metazoa; Mollusca; Bivalvia; Ostreida; Ostreidae.